Alternaria postmessia is the source of this 1479-nucleotide messenger RNA. RefSeq lists its product as uncharacterized. NCBI's taxonomy places the organism in Eukaryota, Fungi, Ascomycota, Dothideomycetes, Pleosporales, Pleosporaceae. The record is from RefSeq and is a predicted model, not a curated record. The transcript has 3 exons. Bases 1 to 1479 code for a protein of 492 amino acids.
AUGCAUAGUCUCGCGGCGCUAUCGUUAUGGCUCUGCGCAGCUGGAUUAUCCCUGGCCGUACCGAACACAUCUUCCUUCGAGAACGUCGAGACAGAGAAUGGACGUAUCACAGGCCAUCGCUCGCUUGAGGCAAACGAGGUCUGGGAAUACUUGGGUAUCCCGUAUGCACAACCGCCGCUCGGAGCAUUGCGAUUCGCUGCACCCCAGAGGUACAAGGGCAAUGGAACAUACAUUGCAGCCAAUUUCUUUACCGCUGGUGCAGGGACACUUCGAAGUGAGGACUGUCUCACUUUGAACAUAUGGUCAAAGCCAACAUUAAAAUCGGUCAAGGCGAAGAAGCCUGUUUUCGUUCUAUUCCAUGGAGGACGUUUUGCUGGCGGUAACACCAACACACCAUUCGCAAAUGGCCAAUACCUCGCUAACAACGAGGAUAUCAUUGUUGUCUCCGUCAACUAUCGACUGAACGUUUUCGGUUUCCCUGGAGCACCAAACGCAGAUACUAACCUUGGACUGCGUGACCAACGUCUGGCGGUGGAAUGGCUCCAAAAGAACGUUGCAGCAUUUGGCGGAGAUGCAAAGAAGAUUGUUAUCGCUGGCCAAUCUUCUGGCGGUGCAGCUGUCGACUGGUGGUCUUAUGCUUAUCAAGAGGAUCCUAUCGUCCAUGGUCUCAUGUCCACAUCAGGCAACACGUUCAGCUUCCCUAUGAACUCGCCAGAGCGACAAAGGUCUAAUUGGGACAACAUCACUUCUCUAGUAGGCUGCGCUUCCUCAAACGACACAAUGGCCUGCAUGCGCAGCCAACCCUGGGAGACGCUCUCAAAAGCCGUAACCAAGAUUGCUCCCAGUCCGGGUGGCAGUCCAGUCCGCUCAACGCCACCGUUCUACCCUCUGGUUGACAACGAGACGGUUUUCGCUGACUACAUUUCUCGCUCGGCAUCUGGCCACUUCGCCAAAUUACCUUAUUUCCAUGGCCAUAAUGAUCACGAGCAGGGCUACUACGUCAUACCAGCUUUUGCUCAAGGUCGAAACGUUACGGAGCAGCAAGCCAGUCAAUUCCUCCUAGAGUCUUUCGUUUGUCCCAUCUCCUACGAAGCUAGAGCACGUGUCGAUGCUGGUGUUCCCACGUGGGUUUACCGGUACUAUGGUGACUGGGACAACACACGUCUAUACCCUACAUCCGGUGCAUACCAUGGAACAGAACUACACAUGAUCCUAGGGGGCUCUGCAGAUGCCAGUGGUCUUCCUGAAACGCAGGUUCAGAAAGAUACUGUCAGACUUGUGCAGCGCGCUGUUGCGGCGUUUACUGAGGAUCCGAAGGAAGGGCUGACCAAAUUGGGGUGGCCGGUUUUCGACCCAGAGAAGAAGAGCUGGGGCGAGAUUGCCGUGGACAACAAAGCUAAGGUGACAUUUGCGAAGCCCGAGAAGUACGACGCGCAUUGUGGUAACAUCACUCUUGGGGCUUUGCAAGGUAUGUCGUAG